CGCCGAACUUCGUACAAGAAACUCUUGCAGAAGGAACAAAAUAUCCAUACCAAAGACAGAGAACCGCAAAGUAAGGAUGGCUGGGAAUUACGAGCUCCUUUGUCUCGAAAAUCCACUGCUUGACAUCCAAGGAGGAAACGAGGAGCUAUUGAAGAAGUACGACCUCAAGCCAAACGAUGCCAUCCUUGCCGAAGAGAAGCACAUGGGUCUGUACGAGGAUCUGUUGAAGACCGAUGCGAAGCUCAUCCCCGGUGGUGCCGCGCAAAACACGGCUCGGGGUGCCGCGUACAUCCUGCCCGAGAAGUCGGUCGUCUACCUUGGCUGCGUUGGCAAGGACGAAUACGCGGACACGCUGCGGACCGAGUCGGAGCGACAGGGUGUCCGGGUCGAGUACCGCGUCGACGACGAACAUCCCACCGGCCGUUGCGGCGUCGUCAUCACGGGUUCUAACCGCUCCUUGUGCACAGACCUGGCGGCGGCCAACUGCUACAAGCUCGAUCACCUGCAGCAGCCGCACAUCUGGGCGCUGGCCGAGCAGGCCAAGGUGUUUUACGUCGGCGGCUACCACUUGACGGUUUGCGUGCCCGCCAUCAUGGCGCUCGCGGAGGAGGCCGCUGCGAAGAACAAGAUCUUCGUCCUCAACCUCAGCGCCCCGUUCAUUCCGCAGUUCUUCAAGGACCAGCUCGACCAGACCAGCCCGUACUGGGACUAUCUGAUCGGCAACGAGACGGAGGCGGAGGCCUGGGCGAAGAGCCACGGCCUGCCCGAGACGUCGACGGUGCAGGACAUUGCCAAGCACCUGGUCAACCUGCCCAAGAAGAACACCAAGCGAAAGCGAUACGUGGUCAUCACCCAGGGCACGGAGCCAACCGUCGUCGCGGAGCAGGCCCACGACGGCGAGGUGGUCGUGCAUGAGUAUCCUGUACAUGCGAUCGCGAAGGAGCAGAUUUGCGACACCAACGGUGCCGGCGACGCUUUUGCCGGAGGCUUUGUCGCUGGCAUCGUACAAGGCAAGGACCUGGCUACCUGCGUGGAUAUGGGCCAGUGGCUUGCCAAAUUGAGCAUUCAGGAACUGGGUCCAAGCUAUCCUUACCCGAAGCAGACGUACUCUGCGUGAGAGUAUGUAUAUACAUAUACAAGGUCUAAGAUGGCCAGACAUUCGAAGGAGACGAAAAAAAAAUUACUUGGAAAGCUGUCCAGGAUUCUUCAACGAACUGGACGGGUAUUUACAACUACGGACUGGGCGUUUUUAUGUGUGAAAGAUCUUGGAACCAGAUACCAGGCCAUAGCUAUCAACAGCGGCCGAUUCACAUGUUCAAAAUUCGCAAUUGCGAGUCGCUAGACUAGGUACCGGCACAUACAUGUGUGUUGAGAGAAACCCGCAUAGAGAGAUCAAAUGCGACAACAAAGAAGCUUUAAGACACACCCUGUUUUCUUCUUCAAUUAUUUUUAAUUUAACGAACACAUACGGUGCAAGAAACGGCCAUGUACGAGAUGAGUGUAUCUAUGGCCCAGACCAAAAUGCCUAGGUGGAAUGUCACACAUUGCCCAAAGCUUAUACGGGGCUCUGAGGAUGCACCACGGUGCGAAGACGGACACGGCGAAGGAAAUGGGGAAAAAGUCUGUUCGGAAGACCGAAGGGCCUAGUGCGCACAAAGUUGCCGUCCAAGUUCACAUUAUAGAAGCAUGGCACGGACGGCGUCAAAUUGAAUACGAGUUCAGAGCAAAGUUAUCGCCGCAGCGUGCUGCUUUUGGCAUGCGAACCUCCCCGACGUUUCGUGCUAUGUUUCGUUCCUGCAACUCGUGCAGCAAGAUAU
Verruconis gallopava is the source of this 1817-nucleotide messenger RNA. RefSeq lists its product as uncharacterized. Gene Ontology annotation, cellular component: cytosol; nucleus. The coding region runs from base 77 to 1117 and encodes 346 amino acids. The transcript is spliced from 4 exons. Gene Ontology annotation, molecular function: adenosine kinase activity. Gene Ontology annotation, biological process: purine ribonucleoside salvage. The record is from RefSeq and is a predicted model, not a curated record. Lineage: Eukaryota; Fungi; Ascomycota; Dothideomycetes; Venturiales; Sympoventuriaceae.